This is a messenger RNA of Rhinocladiella mackenziei CBS 650.93, 1641 nucleotides long. RefSeq lists its product as uncharacterized. Lineage: Eukaryota; Fungi; Ascomycota; Eurotiomycetes; Chaetothyriales; Herpotrichiellaceae. The coding region runs from base 1 to 1641 and encodes 546 amino acids. Gene Ontology annotation, molecular function: DNA-binding transcription factor activity. The record is from RefSeq and is a predicted model, not a curated record. Gene Ontology annotation, biological process: regulation of DNA-templated transcription. The transcript has a single exon.
AUGUCACAACCUUCUCCCACAACAGAGCAUCCGUCUGUCACCACUCCUGCCACUGCCGGAACACAGAAUCCAGUUUCACAAACAUCUGGCGCCAGUGCUGAGUCGUCAAGACCAGGCACGGCCAGUGCUCCGAAGACGGAGGCCUAUGGAGGCUAUGGUGGAUUUGCCCCGGGGAGACUUGUGACCGAAGUUGGUGGAGGAGCAAGUUCUCGUCGACAGUCGGCCGAGUCAACUGCACAAACUCCAUCCCGAGCCCUGGGCGUGCAUAGUAUUUUGAAUCCUCCAGCAGAUCCAGAAGAGAGGGAGCUUCCUCACGUCAGACUCCUUGGUCAGCCUGCCAUGAGUAUCACCCAGAGUUUACUUCCGGCGCCGGCUGAAUCUCCGCGAAGUCGAAAACGAACCGAUCCCAGAUCGCCGAUUCAAACUCGAGAGCAGGAUCAGCCGGCUUCCGCCCGUCUGGGAAGGCGUGUUCUGACACCAAAGUCGCCAGCAGUUCGUGCUACCAGUCUGGGAGCGAGAAGGAAUCCGACAUUUCAUUCUACCAUUCAACCAUUACAGCCUCUGCCAGGACCGGCGGGGCGGACGUACACGGCCGAACCUGGGCCAUACCGGACGUCGGAAAUCCCUCCCCUACCAUCGCUGGCUGUCGCGACUGGAUCGAAUUUGCCCAAUCUAGCGCCGCUCGAAACGGGGGGUCAACCUCGUUCGGCACAUGUGCCUGAAAGUCCUGCCCGUGGCCUGGAGCCGAUCUUGCCGCAGAGUGACCGGCCAUCCACCUCUCAGACAGCCUACGCCAAGCUCGAGCAGCCUUCCCCGAGUUACCGCUACGGCCUUGGACGGACGCCAUCUCAACCUCAACCUCCUGGUACAUUCAGAGUCUUGCCAGCCGCCGGUCCGGGUGGAUUUGGUCAGGAACACCAAGCGCAUGGACCUCAUGAAGGCUACCAAGCCGGCCAGGCUUCGUAUCAAAUGACCCUAGACACCGAUCAAGGUCCGAUGGUGGUUCCGGUCGAAUUGGACUUGCAGCAGGCAUCGAAAGUAGCAGACGAAAAGAGAAAGCGCAAUGCAGGGGCGUCCGCACGGUUUCGAGCGCGACGAAAGGAGAAAGAGAAGGAAGCAUCGCAGACGAUUUCGGGUUUGCAGCAAGAACUUCGAGACUUGAUUGAAGAACGAGACUACUAUCUUGCUGAAAGAAACUACUUCCGUGAAAUGGCGACGAGACACGUUCCUCCUGGGCAACUCCUCCCUCGACCUCCAUCCCCUCAACAGCGGAGACUAGCGGCGGCAGCGGCGGCGGCAGCGGCGGCAACAACAACAACUGGAGGGAGCUCUGAAAAUCCACCUGCUUUAGAUGAAUCGUAUCGCGACUUGCCAGAGAGUUCGACGGCUCAACGCCGUCGAACUGGUGACUACCAACCUACAUUUAUCGGACGACAGGCUCAUUCACCACCAACGUCUGCAUAUGGCGCUGGAUUUCCAUCUCAACCUCCUCUACCGCUUCCUCCGCCUGCUGGAUCGAGUCAAUUCGGAACGCCUAGAACACUACCUCCAGGACCUCCGCCUCCGUCCAUAACGCGAUCACAAUCGUACGACCCUUUUCGAAGAGAUCCUUUUGACAGGAGUUGGAGCUCGGGACGGUGA